GAAAACAGGUAUAAAAAGAAAAGAACGCAAAAGCUACAAAAAUGGCAAAGACCCUCAAUUCCAUCUGCUUCACCAGUCUUCUGCUCGUUCUCUUGUUCAUUUCAGCCGAGAUCCCGAAGAGUGAAGCUAAUCACUGCGAUAAGUUCUUAGGCGAAGCCACAGUGUCUUACCCAUGUAGGGAAAGAGAGUGUGAAGCCCAAUGCCAUGCGCAUUAUGAGCACUCAUGUAAAGGAGAGUGUGAGGAUCAUGACCAUGAAGAGCAUUGCCACUGCUACGGUUAUUGAAAUACUAUAAUGUUACAAAUAAACUCGUAUCGAAUAAAUUAUAAUAAUACUGUAUCUCUAUAAUGUAAGUGUGGUUUCUUUCCGUUGUAAGUUGUUCGUUUCUGAUAAAAGAGUAGGACGAAGCUAAUGACGGCUUCUAUCUGCGUCUAUAAUAAGAUCAUAUGUUGUAUGCGUUUUCGUUUUGGUAAUAAAACUGUUUUGUGUUGUCUA
This is a messenger RNA of Camelina sativa (false flax), 494 nucleotides long. Its product is annotated as defensin-like protein 205. Lineage: Eukaryota; Viridiplantae; Streptophyta; Magnoliopsida; Brassicales; Brassicaceae. The record is from RefSeq and is a predicted model, not a curated record.